Molecule: messenger RNA, 2163 nt
Organism: Eutrema salsugineum
Lineage: Eukaryota; Viridiplantae; Streptophyta; Magnoliopsida; Brassicales; Brassicaceae
Product: RNA-binding motif protein, X-linked-like-2
Exons: 2
Coding region: 208-1944 (578 amino acids)
Biological process (GO): mRNA alternative polyadenylation
Cellular component (GO): mRNA cleavage and polyadenylation specificity factor complex
Molecular function (GO): mRNA binding
Source: RefSeq, a predicted model, not a curated record
AAAAGGCAUCACGGCGAAGCCAUAGUUUCAUUUGUUCGUAUCGGAUAAGAAAGAACAUCUCGAGUCUCGACGAAGACGACUCUCCCUCCGAUCUCAACCUAAUUUUCGUCGGGGAAGCUGUAAUUCUCGCGGAGAACAAAUCCCGGAGCUUGUCGGAAUCUCAAAUCCCAUAGACGGAAGAGGCCCAGCAGCAAGAGUAAAAUUUAUAUGAAUCCAAUGAGUGAAGAAAACGUCAGUUAUGGAGGUAAUCAGAAGCUACUACAUCAAGGAAGCGGAACUAUUCCCGCUCUAGCGGAUGAAGAACUGAUGGGUGAAGAUGAUGACUAUGAUGAUCUCUAUAGCGAUGUUAAUGUGGGCGAGAGCUUCUUCCAAGCUCAUCAUCAGCCUCAAACACCAGCUCAAGUCGGUGGUACAGGUAGUGGAAAUAUUCAAGCUCAGAAUAGUAAUGUUGCUGAACCGAGAAUGGCAAAUGUAUCUGGAGUUACUGUUGAAGGGAAGUACCGUAAUGAUGGGGGUCAUAAUGGAAUCAGUGGACCAGAGACAAGAUCAGAUGUUUAUCCACAAGCAUCUCCUUUCGGAGCAAAAGGGUCGAAUAUUGAUGUCCAAUCCAACAAAGUCAUUCCACAAGGAUCGACAUCUAUUGUGCUAAACACCCAUGGUUUUUCAGGGAAUGCAGUAAAUGUGCCUGAGCCGCCUGUGCAUAACCCCUACGGUGCUGUUCCUCAAGGUGCUCAGCAGAUACCUGUUAGCCAGAUGAAUGCGAAUCCAAAUGCAAUGGUGAACAGAAGCCCGACGCAGCCGUUUGUUGUGGACAAUGGGAACACCAUGCUUUUCGUGGGAGAGUUACAUUGGUGGACGACUGAUGCAGAGAUUGAGAGUGUUCUUUCUCAGUAUGGAAGAGUCAAAGAGAUCAAGUUUUUCGACGAGAGAGUUAGUGGCAAAUCUAAAGGUUAUUGUCAAGUGGAAUUUUAUGAUUCAGCUGCUGCAGCCGCUUGCAAAGAAGGAAUGAAUGGUUUUGUUUUCAAUGGUAAAGCAUGUGUUGUAGCCUUUGCUUCUCCUGAAACACUGAAGCAGAUGGGAGCUAAUUUCACAGGGAGAAACCAAGGACAAAACCAAAUUCAAAACAGAAGGCCUCUGAAUGAAGGAAUGGGAAGAGGUAACAACAACAACAACAACAUGAAUACGCAAAAUGGAGACGGUGGAAGAAAUUACGGGAGAGGUGGAUUUGCGCGUGGUGGCCAAGGAAUGGGAAACCGUGGAGGUCCUUGGGGUGGUGCAAUGAGAGGUAGAGGGAUAAACAACAUGGCUAACGGUUCUGGUGCUGGACCGUAUGGGCCUGGACUUGCUGGUCCAUCAUUUGGGGGUAUGAUGCAUCCACAGGGUAUGAUGGGAGCUGGUGGGUUUGAUCCUACAUUCAUGGGUCGUGGUGGUGGUUAUGGAGGGUUCUCAGGUCUUGCUUACCCCGGGAUGCCUCAUUCUUAUCCUGGUGUCAAUGCAAUGGGAAUGGUUGGGAUUGCUCCUCAUGUUAAUCCCGCUUUUUUUGGCACGGGAAUGGGAACGAUGGGAAGCUCGGGGAUGAAUGGAGCUCAUGCAGCAGCGAUGUGGAACGAGGCUAAUGGAGGAGGAGGUGGUGAAGAGGGUGGCUCUGAAUAUGGUGGCUAUGAAGAUGAAAACCAGGAGAAAGAAGAUAAGCCAUCGCGAGAUAAAGAACGGGCUACCACGGAACGUGAGUGGUCUGAGAGUAGUGGUGAUAGAAGACACAAGAGUCACCGUGAAGAGAAAGAUAGUCACCGCGAGUAUAAGCAGCAGAGAGACCGUGAUUCUGAUGAGUACGAUAGAGGACAAUCUUCUAUGAAAUCUCGAAGCAGAUCAAGAAUGGCAGAAGAUGAUCAUAGGUCCAGGUCAAGAGAUGCAGACUAUGGAAAGAGAAGACGAGGAGACUGAAAAAAGGAAACUCUCAUGCUCGUCGUGUCUCUCUUUCUGCAUCGCAAACGAUACCGGUUUAAGUUACUCUGCCUACUACCUUAAUCUACUUAUCAUUAAAAUGUUUGAUACAAUGUUUCUCUAUACCUUGUUUACUGGUAAACUGUCUUUGGAGAUGAGCAUAUAUAUUUGUAAACUAUGUUUGCGUUUUUGCUUUUGUUAAAGGUUCUUCAUUUGUUA